AUGGUUUCAGAUGUUGAGAAUCUUAGAAUUCUUCAUGUUAUGAAUAUUUCUGGCUAUGCUACAGCUGAUCAAAUAAGAAGUUUUUUUAAAAUUGCCGGAAGAAUAGAUGAUUUUGUGGUAUAUCCAAGAUUAUCAACAUCAGAAGAAAAUCCAAAAAUGGCAUUUAUAAAAUAUGAAAAAAGAAAAAGUUUAGAGACUGCUCAACAUUUAACAAAUACCGUAUUUUUGGAUAAAGCUUUAUGUUGUGUACCUUUUCCAUUUCCUGAUAUACCAAAAGAGGAAGAUGCAAUGAAUAAUAGUGGACCUGCAGUUAUAGGUAAACGUUGUUUACCAUCACAUGUAACAAAUACAAUAAAAACUCUUGAUGAUGGUACAGAAAUGUUAUAUACAAUUGAUCCUGAUAUGGAGGCAUUAGGUUUACCAUCAUAUCCACCAUUACCAGCAAAUACAGAAUUAGAUAUUGUUGAAGAAAUUCGUCGAACAAUAUAUAUAUCAAAUAUACCUUUAGAUAUUGAUGGACAGGAGGUUGUUGAAUUUUUUAAUGAUGCAUUUGGAGAAGUUAUGUAUUUUAGGAUGUGUCAAAUUAAUGGAACAGAUAAAUGUAAUUAUGGAUAUUUAGAAUUUUCUAAUCAAAUAAGUGUACCAAUAGCAUUACAAAAUUCUGGAAUUGAAUUUAAAGGAAAUGCUUUAAGAAUAACUCAUUCAAGAGUUCGUAUUGUUAAACCUCAAAAGAAGACAAAUGAACAAGUUUUAGAAGAGAUAAAAGAAGCUUCUAAAAAUCAGAAUGAUAAAGAUGAAACAGCUACAAUAAGUGUACUUGUUAAAAGACCACGAUCAAGAUCAAUAGAACGUAAAGAAUCUAAAAGAAGUCCUGUUAAGGAGAAAAGAAGACGAUCAAGAUCAAGAGAAAAACGAAGGAGAUCAAGAUCAACAUCAAAAGAUUAUAAAGAAAGAAAAAGACGGGAGAGGUCAAAGUCGAGGGAGAGAAGAAGAAGAAGUCGAUCUCGUGAUAAGAAAGUUAGAAAACGUAGUCGUUCUCGUGAUCGUCAUCGCUAA
Messenger RNA from Strongyloides ratti, 1056 nucleotides. Its product is annotated as LD29830p. The record is from RefSeq and is a predicted model, not a curated record. The transcript has 3 exons. Gene Ontology annotation, molecular function: RNA binding. Lineage: Eukaryota; Metazoa; Nematoda; Chromadorea; Rhabditida; Strongyloididae. The coding region runs from base 1 to 1056 and encodes 351 amino acids. Gene Ontology annotation, cellular component: nucleoplasm.